CUCCUCCAAUGACCAACUAAGAACGCCCCACUGCUCCGUCUCACGUUCCGGGGUGGGGAGCUCAGAAGUUUGCAUUCGGUGUCGGUAAAACAUGGGAUUCGAGCUGGAGCGCUUCAGUGGAACAGUAGACCCGGAUUUGAAAUGCAAUCUGUGCAAUAAAGUUUUGGAAGACCCUCUGACUACUCCGUGCGGCCACGUCUUCUGCUCCGGCUGCGUUCUACCUUGGGUCGUCCAGCAAAGGAGCUGCCCCGUCAAUUGUCAACGGAUCUCCUCCAAAGAGCUGAACCACGUCCUGCCUUUGAAAAACCUCAUCCUGAAGCUGGAGAUCAAAUGUGACAACCAUGUGCGGGGCUGCGAUGCGGUGGUGAAGCUGCAGCACCUGGCCGAACACGCCGGGAUGUGCGACUACUCUCCGGCCAAGUGCAGGAAUUUGGGAUGCAACGAGGUGCUCAGCCUGCGGGACGUCGACGCUCACAUGCGGGAGAUGUGCGACUUUCGAGCGGCGGGGGUCUGCGAGCGCGGUUGCGGCUUGACGCUCACGGUGAAAGAGCAGCGACUCAACGAGCACUGCUGCGUGAGAGCCCUUAAAGCGCAGAACGGCUUGCUGCACUACAAAAUGAUGUGCCUGGACGGCGAGCUGAAGAAACAGACCAUCGAAGCCAACAAGAGGGAGAAAGCACUACUGGCGCAACUUUCCGCCGCUCACGCGGAGCUGCAGACGACGGCGGUGAAAUAUCAGAAGAAAUUCACAGAGUACAGCGAGAGGAUCGACUCUCUCACCAAAACGGUGACUUUCUCCUGCAAGGAACGGGAUACUAAAAGAGUGGCAGUUGUCCUCCUUCGUGAGGGUGGAUCUCUGGGAUUUAACAUCAUGGGAGGAAAGCCAUGUGUGGAUGAUCAUGACACCACUUCAAAUGAGGGGAUCUUUGUGUCCAAAAUUACUGAGAGUGGACCAGCCGACAAGAUGGACGGCCUUCAAAUCCAUGACCGGAUAAUUGAGGUUAAUGGCAAAGACCUAUCAAAAGCGUCCCAUGAUCAAGCAGUGGAGGCCUUCCGUACUGCCAAGGAUCCCAUUAUGGUCCAGGUUUUGCGCCGGGCCCCUCUGCCAAAAUUAUUCCCCACAACCGCUGACACGCAACUGUCAGAUAUCAGCACCCAGACUGAAAUCACCCUCCAACACAUUAUGCCCCUCGCCAAGUUACCACCAUCAUCACCCACCAGGACAGUACUCGAGGAGUACCUUCUUCCAGAGGAGCAUCCUCCUGGGCAUGAAUACUUUGACCCCAAUGAUUUCCUGGAUGGUAUAAAUCAGGACAUAGAACGUGAUGAGCUAGAGUAUGAGGAGGUUGAUCUGUACAGAGCCAACAUACAAGACAAGCUGGGCCUGACGAUCUGUUACAGGACCGACGAUGAGGAUGAAGCUGGGAUCUACAUUAGUGAGAUUGAUCCAAACAGCAUCGCCGCUAAAGAUGGCAGAAUUAGAGAAGGUGAUAAAAUCGUCCAGAUCAAUGGCAUCGAGAUCCAAAACCGUGAAGAUGCUGUUGUGUUGCUGACCAGUGAAGGGAACCAGAACAUCUCUCUCUUGGUUGCCAGACCACACAUCCAGCUGGAUGAGGGCUGGAUGGACGAUGACAGGAAUGAUUUCCUCGAUGACCUCCACAUGGAUAUGCUUGAGCAACAGCACCAUCAGGCCAUGCAGUUCACUGCCAGUAUGCUACAGCAGAACAAACAUGAGGAAGAUGGGGGCACCACUGACACCGCCACACUUCUUUCCAAUCACCACGAAAAGGACAGCGGAGUUGGUCGUACUGACGACAGCACCCGGAAUGAUGAGAGUUCAGAACAGGAGAACAUCGCCGAUGACCAAACUACAGCAUCCAACACACUGAGCAGCUACAGAAAACUGACCUUCAGCCAGGACACCCUCGGAAGUACCGACCUGCCUUUCAGUGGCGAGUCAUUGAUCUCUGGAGACUAUGCCGAUGCCGACUUUCUUGGUAUCCCCUUGGAUGAAUGUGAGCGCUUCAGAGAACUCCUGGAGCUUAAGUGCCAAAUGAGGAAUGGAGGAAUUCACGGCUUAUAUUCUCAAGGUGGUGGGGCAGAAGGCCAUGACCAGGAGGUUGUGGACAAAGAGCUGGAACUGCUCAACGAGGAGCUACGUAAUAUCGAGCUGGAGUGCCUUAAUAUUGUCCGUGCCCACAAGAUGCAGCAGCUUAGGGAGCAGUGUCGUGAAUCCUGGAUGCUCCAUAACAGUGGCUUCCGCAACUACAAUACUAGCAUAGACGCACGCCGCCAUGAGCUAUCAGACAUUACAGAGAUGCCGGAGAAAUCUGACAAAGACAGCUCCAGUGCCUACAAUACGGGCGAGAGCUGCCGCAGCACUCCCCUUACACUGGAGCUGUCUCCAGACAACUCCUUGCGUCGUGGGGCUGAGAAGCAAGCUGGGCCAUCUAGUGCAAAUGACAGGGAGCUCAAACCUCUCCUGUCCCCUCUCCAAGAGGUUUGUGGCCCUAGCAGAACCAAAGCCCUUUCAAAGGAUCCUGAUUCUCUGCAGUUAGAAAGCAAGGAGAGGAAAAUGGGAGACUCCAGCAAACCAGGGAGGAACUUCGGUCAGCCACGCUCACCCUACAAGCAUGCACACAUCCCCGCCCACGCCCGGCACUACCAGAGCUACAUGCAGCUGAUCCAGCAAAAAUCUGCCGUAGAGUAUGCCCAAAGUCAGAUGAGCCUGGUCAGCAUGUGUCGGGACCCGAUCGCUUCCAGUGACUUGGCCCAGAAGAUGGAGUGGAAAGUUAAGAUCCGCAGUGAUGGGAGCCGCUAUAUUACCAAACGGCCCAUACGGGACAAGCUGUUGAGGGACCGCGCCUUGCGCAUACACGAGGAGCGCAGCGGUAUGACCACAGACGACGAUGCCAUCAGUGAGCUGAAGAUGGGCCGCUACUGGAGCAAGGAAGAGAGGAAGCAGCACGCUGUCCGUUCUAAGGAGCAGCGGCAACGUCGUGAGUUCAUGAAGCAAAGCCGAGCCGAUUGCCUGAAGGAGCAAGUCAGCCUUGAGGAGAAAAAGGAGCCUAACAUCAUUGAACUCAGCAACAAAAAGAUGAUGAAAAAGAGAAAUAAGAAAAUAUUUGACAACUGGAUGACCAUCCAGGAACUGCUGACCCAUGGUACCAAGUCACCAGAUGGCACUAAAGUUUACACCUCACUCUUGUCUGUGACCACGGUCUAAGUUCUGCUCCCAAUACUAACAGAGAAGACGGAUUGGAGGUUGUUGAACUGUAAAUAGGACACUACCAAUUGUGGUAGAGAUUUCUGCUUCGUUCAAUGUGGCAAAUUGUUGUAAAUAGGAAAUGAGACUUGUAUGGAGAAUUCAUAAAUGCUUGAUUUGACUAGAUUUGUUUGUGGGCUGGACUGUAGGAAACAUUUGCCGAAUUAAUACUUUUUUUACUUUUUUGCUUUCUCUUUUGAAUAAUCUUGGAAGCAUACUUUUUCUAUUGGAUGUAUGAAAUGUGGCAUUUAUAAACAGCCAGGCAUUUACACUAUUUUACAUUAUUUUGUUUCUAUAUACUGUAAAGCUUUUAUCAGUAUUCUACUGCUUUGCAUACUCUGCUUUUACAGAAAAAAAGUUUGUUUUCCUCGCAAUGUAUAAAACAUAUUCCUUUUUAAAAGGUAUUUUGUAAAUAAAAAUGUUUGCAGAAACUGUAAAAGUUUUAAAUGUAAUUUCCCCAUAUUGGUGCUGAUUUCCCAAAGUCAUUUCCAUCAGUGACAUACCAUCUGUUACAUAAUGCAGAGACCAUCAUAAUGUUUAUGUGCCUAUGUUUAGAAAAAGCCAUUUCAUAUAUUGACUCCAUUUGUGUUUAAGCACACUUUAUAGUUACUUUGGCUUUCUUGGUCCUUCGUGUCCUGAAGUCAAUUCCAUCAUUCUUAGUAAUACACUAAAUUUGAC
Messenger RNA from Syngnathoides biaculeatus (alligator pipefish), 3943 nucleotides. RefSeq names its product PDZ domain containing RING finger 3b (gene pdzrn3b). Lineage: Eukaryota; Metazoa; Chordata; Actinopteri; Syngnathiformes; Syngnathidae. Gene Ontology annotation, molecular function: ubiquitin protein ligase activity; protein binding. Bases 92 to 3226 code for a protein of 1044 amino acids. The record is from RefSeq and is a predicted model, not a curated record. Gene Ontology annotation, biological process: neuromuscular junction development; protein ubiquitination. The transcript is spliced from 10 exons.